GGAAGUCGCGUAUUGAGGGGUGUGGCGGAUUCUACCGUUGCACUGGGGCUCGGACCAGUACGGAGCGCCUGGAGGGACAGCCCGGUACGCGGCCCCCGCCCCUUCGUACGCGCGCUGGGCCUAGCUGCUGCACCCGGCCGGGACUAACCCGCCACCCUCGGGAACCCCUGUCCCAGCAGCCCCUCUCCCUCAGCUGGCCCUCUCUUGGAGCGAGACAGAAACCGUUUUCUGUCGGUCCCCUCCUUGCGAGCCUCAGGGAGACCGAGCGGAGGCUCUUGGAGCCGCAGCUCCAGCCCAGGGCGCUUGACCCUCUCUCGGAACGGGGCGGGGAAGGGGCACGAUUGACCUCGGGGAGGGAAGGGCACUGGCAGAAAGGACGCAACUGCAGAUCGGUAGCCGGAGGCCGCCACGGAUACAGGCUCACUGAUGGCUCAGUUGGGAGCAGUUGUGGCCGUGGUUUCCAGUUUCUUUUGUGCAUCUCUCUUCUCAGCUGUGCACAAGAUAGAAGAGGGACAUAUUGGGGUAUAUUACAGAGGCGGUGCCCUGCUGACUUCGACCAGCGGCCCUGGUUUCCAUCUCAUGCUCCCUUUCAUCACGUCAUAUAAGUCUGUGCAGACCACACUCCAGACAGAUGAGGUGAAGAAUGUACCUUGUGGGACUAGUGGUGGUGUGAUGAUCUACUUUGACAGAAUUGAAGUGGUGAACUUCCUGGUCCCGAAUGCAGUGUAUGAUAUAGUGAAGAACUAUACUGCCGACUAUGACAAGGCCCUCAUCUUCAACAAGAUCCACCACGAACUGAACCAGUUCUGCAGUGUGCAUACACUUCAGGAGGUCUACAUUGAGCUGUUUGAUCAGAUUGAUGAAAAUCUCAAACUGGCUUUGCAACAGGACCUGACCUCCAUGGCCCCUGGGCUGGUCAUUCAAGCUGUGCGGGUGACAAAGCCCAACAUACCGGAGGCAAUCCGCAGAAACUAUGAGUUGAUGGAAAGUGAGAAGACAAAGCUGCUCAUUGCAGCCCAGAAACAGAAGGUGGUGGAGAAGGAAGCAGAGACAGAGCGGAAGAAGGCACUCAUUGAGGCAGAAAAAGUGGCGCAGGUGGCUGAGAUCACCUACGGGCAGAAGGUGAUGGAGAAGGAGACUGAGAAGAAGAUUUCAGAAAUUGAAGACGCUGCAUUUCUGGCCCGGGAGAAGGCAAAGGCGGAUGCUGAGUGCUAUACUGCUAUGAAAAUAGCCGAAGCCAAUAAGCUGAAGCUGACCCCUGAAUAUCUGCAGCUGAUGAAGUACAAGGCCAUUGCUUCUAACAGCAAGAUUUACUUUGGCAAAGACAUUCCUAACAUGUUCAUGGACUCUGCGGGCAGUGUGAGCAAGCAGUUUGAGGGGCUAGCUGACAAGCUAAGCUUUGACUUAGAAGACGAACCCUUGGAGACGGCUACUAAGGAGAAUUGAAAAAAACUUUAUACGACUGCAAAUGAUACUUAAGCAGAUCUUUAUUUUUUAAGAUGAAUCAGAAUGUUCCUGCCUCCCCCACUACCUUCUUUGACUGUCUUCAAGUUACUGUGGUGAAAAAGAAGAAAUGAACUUAAAUCUACUCCCCUUCCAGGGAAGGGAGGGUGGGGACUGACAAUAGGGGGUUUUAUUUCAGGUAAGCAGUUUAUAUGACUUCCGAUAAGAUUUGUAAACCAUGGGCUUGACCUUUGACCUCGAGACACUAAUUUUAUCCUUUGAGGCUGGCUUAAUUAGGGAUGCUAUCAUUAAGGGAGGGGAGAAAUGUAGAGUGUUGCCUCCAACUGAUUUGAUUUCCCUUAUUUGGGAAAAUGUAGUCCAGUAUUCUCACCCCUGCCUCUGAGGUGGGAGAUGUCUGUGAGUGAGGCUCAGCAACUGAGCAAAUAUGUGCUUGUGAGUUUGCCAGUAGAGCUGUGGAGAAACAGCUGCAGAGAAUGUUCGACCCUCCUGGCAUUUUUGUGCACGUGUGUGUGAGUUAUUUUAGAGGCAUGCUUUCCUGAGCCCUCAUAAGGAAGUACUGGUGCUAGGUUUUGCAAGAUUUUAUAUACACUUUGCUCCUUGCCCUAGGGCCCAGAGUGGUGGUUUCUGACUAUAUUUCUAGAGUCAGAGCUUGAACAUCACCACUCAGUUAUUUCUGCAACUUUUCACCUAUCCUGUGAUUUUUUUUUUCUUCUCAAAUAAUCUGUUCGUUGGUUCCACUCAGCAUCAAGAAGACAGUGACAAACAACCCAAGUGUCUUAAUAGCUGCUGGAGUAGGAUCCUUGUUAUCUCUUAGCCACUGCAGGACCUGCCUGACAGAUUAUGCAUGCACCUCGAGAUGAAGCGUCUUUCUAUUGUAGAGAUUCUGCCGUGAAGAGGUCUGACCCUGUGUGCAGCAGGAGGAAUGAUCAGUCAAGAGAUGUCCUGGUCUUAAUGCCUGUGCCUUGUGCUGGGAGUGGGUCUGGCUUAGUGAUAAAAGGACUCUAUUCACUAAGUGGCCUGUGUUUUUGACACAGGUCAGACAACGUUCAGUCUCCAGAGACAGCUGUGUGGAGCAAGUCAGAGUUCACGCCCAAGUCCCCGGGUUGGAAUGGCUGUGCCAAAAUCCAUUCAAAGGGUUUUAUUUUUCAUUACUAGCUCAGAAAAUUUUGAGUCACCCUGGGAGAUUCAGGAUGGGGAAAGCAAACUUGAGCAAAAGGUUUUUCUUAUAUCCUAAGAUUAGGGUGGCAGGGAACAUCUGACCUGUAUAGCUCAUGGGUUGUGUCUAGAAUUAAUUGGAGGGCAGCUAUCUGUAGUUAACUUGCAAGCAUAUAGGUGCCCUCCAUGACCAGCUCUGGCUUAGGACUUGGCCCUGUUAUGAGCUAACUCCCCCACAACUCCUACUGUACCCCUCUUCCCUAGGUGAAUCUGUGAAUGGGCCUUUCUGGCAGCAAUGCCUGCCUUAUUUUUGGGCCCAUGCUCAGAUUUCUGGUUUAAGGAAUGGUCCCAGAACUUGGGCCAGCUUGCUCAGGAGUUUUGGGAGCCUUGAGCCUGCCUAGAAAGACACAAUGUUAGCUCCCCUUACUUCAAAGUUGCCCUUCUCUGUUAAAUUCCUGGGACUUUCAGUCCUGGACACACUUUUUGCAGGCAACAAAAUGUUCCUGGGAGUGAUGGAUUUUAAUGUGCUCCGGAGUCCUUUCAGAAGGGGUCAUUUCCCUUGGCCAGGCAUGGUGGCUCAUGCCUGUAAUCCCAGCACUUUAGGAGGCCAAGGCAGACAGAUACCUGAGGUUAGGAGUUCGAAUCCACCCUGGCCAACACAGUGAAACCCCAUUUCUACUAAAACUAGAAAUAUUAGCUGGGCGUGGUGGCAGGCACCUGUAAUCCCAGCUACUUGGGAGGCUGAGGCAGGAGAAUCGCUUGAACUCAGGCGGCAGAGGUUGCAGUGAGCCAAGAUUGUGCCGCUGCACUCCAGUCUGGGUGACAGCCAAGACUCCAUCUCAAUAAAAGGAAAAAAAAGAAGGUGGUGAUUUCCCAAGACCAGCAUAGGGGGUAUCCAUUUAAAAUACAUUCAUCUUCCUCCUAUUUCUAUGCUACUUGUUAGGGCAACAUGACAUGCCCAGCAUCCCCACGUAUAUGUGUGCACCUUCUACUCUGAGCUUUUGCUGUCUAGGCCUCAGAAAACACCAGUUCACCACAAUAGAACCAGGAGCAGGGAUAGCUCAGCUUUUCUGAAUAGGAUGCUUUGCUCAGAUCUUAACUUGAGGGCCUCUCCAGUACUAACAUCCUUCGAUAGCUUGUCCCGUAACCACAAAAGAGCCUCAGGAGCGUCAAGUCCUGCUGCAGCUGCCCCGCCCCAAGUUACUAUCAUUUCAUCUUUAAACAAAAAAUAUGUUGUCGUACCCAUUAGUGUCAAUCCAGUGGUUGUCUCUAUCUGUCUAAAUAGCAAAAUCAUGGAAAUCAGCCGUUUCCUUUGUAUAGGACAACUAACCCAUCUGUCUGUAUGAUUUUGUUUUUAACACUUACUAGAAAAUCUAAUCUUAAAACAUUUGAAUUCUAAACAUGUAAAAUGUGAGAGCCUGCAAUUUUGUAGACAGUGAAGUAAUGGCUGCUAUUUAUAAAUGGAAUGUCUAUCAAAAUUAGUUUAUAAAAUUCAGUUUUUGUAGGAUUAUCCAAGGAAAAAUCACCUUGAUUGAAUGUUUCUCACUCAUUAAACUUUGCAGAAGUAAUUCAUAUUCAGUACUGUUUUUAAUCACUUUUUAAAAUAUAAGGACCGAAUGUUUGCAAGGAAACCAAAGUUUAUUAAUAAUUUUUAUAUAACUAAAAUAAAGUAGAUAUGGAGGGAUCUAUGAUUAUAUAAAAAGGGAGGGUUCCUGAAGGAAUUUUAGCAAUAUAUUGAUCCAAGAAAAGGAGCUGUUUUAUAAAUGAUCAUUCACUGUUCCUCUGGUUCUAUGUAUCUUUCAAAACAUACCUUUACUAUUUAAAGAGAGUAAAUAGUGAAAGUAAGAUGGUCAUACUUACUGACUUUAUUUAAGUUUGAUGGAGAUAAACUAUGUCUUAGCUAGUGGCUACUGUGUCUGUGAAUUUAACAACUACUUCUUUAAGUCCUAUUCAGGAGGGUUCUAGCCACUGCUUUUUUGUUGUUUCUAGCCACUGUUUUUUUCUCGUUUCCUUCUAAAAGAGGUAAUGACCAAUUAUUUUGUGUUUGUGUUUCCAUUCCUUUUUAUUUCGCUUUUGUGUAGACUAAUGACUGCAUAGUCAAACUACUACUUUCAUAGAGCCCCAAGAACUUAAUGACCCCAUUUGUAACUGAGAAAUGCCUCUUGUUUUAGUAAUCAUUCUGUAAAUGAUACUGCUGGAUUGAUUGCCUUGGGUUGAUAGCUGGAGGAAUUGUUUUGGAUAAUACUAACAGGCCCGUGUGAAUUUAUGUCUUAGUUUUAUUUGCAAUCUUGCUAAGUAAAAUGAGUCUUUGUGUCUACUUUUUUAUUAAAGUGAAAUACAGCAAUAGCUAAUAUUAGGAUAGGUGACAUAAAGAAAUAAAACAUCCCUGACUAGUGAGUUAAGUACAAGAUCUCUCUAAAAAUGUAUUCAGAUGAAAAUCUGUCCCCAUUAUCCAUA
Sapajus apella (tufted capuchin) is the source of this 5076-nucleotide messenger RNA. It is a transcript of the gene ERLIN2, whose product is annotated as ER lipid raft associated 2. The record is from RefSeq and is a predicted model, not a curated record. Lineage: Eukaryota; Metazoa; Chordata; Mammalia; Primates; Cebidae. Gene Ontology annotation, biological process: SREBP signaling pathway. Gene Ontology annotation, molecular function: cholesterol binding; ubiquitin protein ligase binding. Gene Ontology annotation, cellular component: endoplasmic reticulum; endoplasmic reticulum membrane. The transcript is spliced from 12 exons. Bases 427 to 1446 code for a protein of 339 amino acids.